Physcomitrium patens is the source of this 2732-nucleotide messenger RNA. The record is from RefSeq and is a predicted model, not a curated record. NCBI's taxonomy places the organism in Eukaryota, Viridiplantae, Streptophyta, Bryopsida, Funariales, Funariaceae.
ACUAAAUUUUUUUGCAGAGCAAGUUCGAAAAGGGGCGUGGCAAGCACAGAUUCCAUGUCGGUGAUUUCGUGGUUUCCUUGGCGAAUCCGGAAACGAUGCGAUUCGAGGCACAAUCUAUGCACAAGUUGAAUUUGUGGAAUCGUUGUUGGCAUUUGCACAUUUCCUGUUUGCAACCCAUGUUUAGCAAAAUCUCAUGCACACUCAAAAUCCCCUGUUUUGCAGCUUUCUAUCAUGUCCAAGUUUCUGUCUUGAUUCGGUGCAAGCAGAGCCCAACUUGUUAAUUUCUGAUAAGUUGCGGAGUCGUCUUCGAAGGCCUGUUGUUGUAGUUCAUUUCCUUGCGUGAUUCAAGAGCCCUUGAUGUAUACUGUUGGCUGAGAAGAGCUUGUGUUGUUAUCCUUAUGGAUCAGUAAAUGUCAAUUUGUGAACCUGUUCUGGUUGAUAAAGAGGACUUGAGAAACAGGUCGGGCUACCAUUUGGAAUAGCUUGAUAGGAUACAGCAAUUUUAAAACCCUGAGGAAGGAAUCGAGAGAAAGAUGCCUUCUGGUGAACCCUUGUCGUCGAUCGGCAUCAAGGUCCAUGUCAGGAUACGACCAACUGCAAAGCCCUCUCCAAUGUUUCACAUCGAAGACCAGACGAAUACCGUUCUGAUUGAUUUGCUGAAGCAGAACGGUGGGGGAGCCCCAGAAAGUUUUGUUGACCAGAUUGCUUUCUCUGUAAAUAGCAUCACUCAGAGCACAGAUCAAUCGGAAGUCUACGAGUCAUGUGGAAGGGCGCUAGUGAAGGAUUUCUUGGAAGGAUACAAUGCCACGUUUAUCGCAUAUGGUCAAGUUGGGUCUGGGAAGACUUAUACAAUGGCAGGGGACAUGAAGGUCAAUGCACAUCGAGGAUUCAUCGCACGAGCAAUUCAUCAGAUCUUCGAGGAAAAGGAAGCAGAUCCUGGUUCUGGCAUUGUUUUGUACAUAAGUUAUUUGGAAAUAUAUCAAGAGGGCAUGUAUGACCUUUUGAACCAGAGAAGCAAGGAUUUGAUGAUUAUUGAGGAGAGUGGCUAUGUAUAUAUCAGAGGUCUUGCUAAAAUUCCAGUUGAAACUGAAGCACAGGCACUGAUGUGUUUCAGUGAAGGGGAGAAACAAAGGUCUUACGCAUGUCACCAAAUCAAUCAGGUAUCUAGCAGAUCUCAUACCAUAUUCACUCUCUGCAUGGAGAAAAGAGUGGGAAGAUUUAAAACUGAGUACGACACUGUAGUUGCCAAGCUAAAUCUGGUGGAUUUAGCUGGAUUUGAACGCUUGAAGAAGACCAAUACAAGCACAGGAGGCCGAAUGAGAGUGGAAGCAUGUUCCAUCAACAAGUCCCUAUGUCUCCUCGAGCAGGCAGUGUAUGCUAUAAAGCAAGGCCAAGAAUAUGUUCCGUUUCGGCAGAGUAAAAUCUCCAUAAUCCUCAAAGAAGCUUUGAGUGGAAACUGCAGAACAGAGUUGAUUCUUUGCUUGUGGCCCGAAGAGUACUUUUUGGAUGAGACAAUCAAAGCAUCGAGGUUUGCUCAAAGAUUGAAGGUUCUCAGGACAUUCUCCAUCCACAAUAAAAAGAUAGAUUGUUGUGUUCUAAAUGAAAGACGGCACGCACAAGAAAUUGCCAAUCUUCAGCAAGAAUUAGCUCUCAAAGAUGCUUUGCAGGGACGACCGGGCUUGUCCUUCGAUGAUCUAACGGGAGAAGUGAAGGGUAAACUGAGAGAGACGAUUCAAGAUUUUUUGCAAAAUGAUGGAGAACUUGAGAGAAUUCCUAUUGAUAACCAAAAGCAGGUUAGAGAAUUAUUCUCUCUAUUCAAGGAGUCUCAAGUAUCUUUGCGAGCUAAACUGGAAAAAGUGCUUAGUGAACAUGGAUUGGUUGAACCAAUUGAAGAACCACAAGAAACAGAAUCUGGUGUGGGUGAAUUAACUAAUCAGGGCUUUCAUGUGGGUAUUGCACCACCUCAUGCAAGGCCUCAUAAUCCAAGUGCAUCAAAGCCAAGUCCUGAUGAAAUCCACUGCAGUCAUUUGAUGCUGGAUUACAAAGAAGCUGAUCCUUCGAAUGAUGUUUGGGAAACUGGAAGUAGCUUCAGAAACCAUAAGUUUCAGGAAUAUAAGCAUACAACUGUUAUGGGCAAACAACAAGACAGCCUAAUAAAAAGUAAACAAACAGAAUUAAGAACUACAAAAUGUCAUGUUAAAGAUUUAUGUGAAAUAAGCAACAAUUUAAAACAAGAUAUACACAACAUUAAGAAAAUAUUAAAAGAGCAACAUGAAGAGGAAUUUGACUCUAAUGCAAUCAGCAGAAAAGCAGAUCUGUAUAGCAGACUAAAAUACUUGAAAGUUGAUUUUCAUAAGAAUUAUUCACAAAUCACUUUUUUCAAAAAUGUACUUCAGAAACUCAAUCAAGAGAUUUUUGUUUGUAAAGAAGGCUUUUUAAAAUCAUUUUAUUCUUGGUUUGAAACACAUUGUAAUCACCCAAACGAAACUUCUGAAGAAUACUUGGCUCGCAUGGGACAAGUGUAGAAUCCUGAAAGGUAGUAUGAAAACAUGAGAAAUAAAUGAAAUAAAAAGAUAAAGAAAUAAAACUUUUCAAAUAUUGUUGAAUUUCCAAUUAUAACAUAGUGAUUUUGAAUCUAGUAUAAUUUAUAUGUUAUGUUCAAUAUCUUGGUGAUUUUUAUAACAUUUUUUACAAUUAUGGAAAUUUCAGUUGUGAAAUUAAGGCAAAAAAUU